Molecule: messenger RNA, 10109 nt
Organism: Diachasmimorpha longicaudata
Lineage: Eukaryota; Metazoa; Arthropoda; Insecta; Hymenoptera; Braconidae
Gene: Camta
Product: Calmodulin-binding transcription activator
Exons: 17
Coding region: 1965-5213 (1082 amino acids)
Biological process (GO): regulation of transcription by RNA polymerase II
Cellular component (GO): nucleus
Molecular function (GO): protein binding; transcription coregulator activity; double-stranded DNA binding
Source: RefSeq, a predicted model, not a curated record
GGGGUGUGGAAGGAUAAACGUGGAACGUUGAGAAUGAGAGGAGCACAGGGAUUCCUGCCAGGGCUGCGGCCGGGUUUUACUGAGAGGGUGAAGGGAGGGAGGUUGCUCACAGGAGAGGCUUUCGCCUGAAAAUUGUGAGUAGAUAAAGGACGUACGGUCACCUAGUGGGGGUAGAUUGCACGGCCAGUGGCAAACAGUGAGGAACAUAGAGGGGAUGAAAUCGAAGUGAAGGGUGGCAUGUGGAAGAGGGGCUCGUGGUGGCAUGAGUUGGCUCACUCUGCGGCUCCCGCCGCUCGGGAGCAGACACGCGGAGCCAAACAAAAACAAAAAAAAAAUAACAUUUAUUUCCACUAUUUUGUUAGAAAAAUUAUAAAAACAACCUACUUAUCACAAAUAGUACAUGUGUAAAUAUAACAAAUUUUCCACGCAACAUCGUAAUUAUAUUGAAAAUCUGGUCUUCGAAUAACAAUAAAGCCAAAAGCUAAAGAAAAAUCAUUAAUUCCGCAAAGUUAAAAAUACGCUGGAAAAUAAAUCAAACUAAUGUAAAGGGUUAAAUAAUCGUAACAAAUUCACCAACUUAACUGGCAAACUGGACUAACUUGUGGUUAUUAUCUGGAGUGAAAAGAGGAUAUUGUUGAAUGAGGAAAAAAGAACAUGGAGCCGAUGGUUUGAAUACAGGAAAACAGCAUUAGAAAAUAUUCAUCGAACUGUUCUAGCGCCGUGAACCGAAUUUUCUACAAUUAUUUUCAAUUUAAAUGUACAAUAAUAUCGAGCGGCGUAUAAAUUGUUUUCAAUGGAUAAAGUAGUCUCAUAGGUGUCACUGAUUACAUUAUUUUGUCCCGAUACUUGGGACAGGUUCAGUGUUGUGUCGUAGUAAUACUAGAAGAGAGGGCAAAAAUCAGCAAUAGAGCUUAACCAUCGAGAGGAACCUAGAAAGUGAUAGAAAGCUAAAUUCAAGUGACGAGAAAUCGGAAAAAGGCCACUCCAUCAAAAUACGAUAAUCGAAAAACAGUGAAAGAUAUGAAUUACUAAAUCAACGAGGGCACGUUCGACAUCUUCACGCACGCGUGAGCUACACGUGACUUCUCCACUGAACUGACAACUCAAAAUUUUGUUUUCUCCCUCUCAUCAACCACCGAUUAUCGUGAUAUAAAUCUAGGUGCAUAACUGAUAACAGAAAAACCCAAAAAAACAAGAGAGAAUUUUGAAAAAGCGAUAUUACCUGAAAUAUCGAUUCACCAAAGUUUGGCUGUGUAAGAUCGUCCUCGGGAAUGUUCCAUAGUUCUCAACUUCUCCUCAGGUCGCCUGAACGAAGUCACUGGAAUCCCGGUUCAUCUCGAUUAUCUCGGUUCCCCAUAACCAAAAGAUAAUUGUCAAAAAUAUUACUCACCAUCAAUAACUUCCAGCGCACUACUACACCCGCAAUUAUAAAAUGCAAUUAACCAAAUAAAAGACCCUCCCAGCAUUUAUUAAACAUCCGGAGUGAAGUGAAUUAAUUUCAACUGUUGGCCCAAUAUCACAGUAUGGUUAACGUGACUGAUAGCAUUACGGAAAUAACAACAGAAGAGGAAAGAACUUGAGCUACUUAAAAUAUCAGUGUGUAAAAGCCGAUCGAUAAAAAUCCUCAAUCAUUGGUGGAGGGAGGGGGGGAGGGUAAACUAUGGCUGGCUACAAUCACGCAAAUUCACAGCGAGUCGUCUACCACGCGACCUAUCCAACCCCACUCGCCCCAAUUGUCUAGAUACGGUGAGGGGAGAUUUCGUUUAUUAUGAGAUAUUCUAGCAUUCUCUCGAUAAUCUUCAUGCUUUGCUUCAAAAUGAUAGCAUGUCAUAUGAGCGAGUGGACCAAUGAUGGCGACUAUACGGAUGUAGUGAAGCAUGUGCUGGAAUUUCACUGUCGAGUAACAUUCAGUGGUUGCUGUCAUCUUAUCUACGAUUUAUCUUAAAGCCGUAUAGAGCUCGAAUAUGUUGGAAUCCUCCCCAUUGCGUUAUGAUGGCGAUCCUAUAAAACUACCCGAAAACUUGGAAACAUUACCGCGAGCCGAGCAUUUUCCAACUCAGAGGCAUCGGUGGAACACAAACGAGGAAAUAGCUGCCAUACUGAUCAGCUUCCAGCGGCACACAGAAUGGCAAAGUCGAGAGGUGAAGGUGCGACCCCGAAGUGGUUCAAUGUUAUUAUAUUCGCGAAAGAAGGUUCGCUACCGACGGGAUGGCUAUUGCUGGAAAAAGCGAAAGGACGGAAAAACCACUCGCGAGGAUCACAUGAAGUUGAAGGUCCAAGGGGUGGAAUGCAUUUACGGCUGUUACGUCCACUCAGCGAUACUCCCCACGUUCCACCGUCGCUGUUACUGGCUCCUCCAGAAUCCCGAUGUCGUCCUCGUCCACUACCUGAACGUUCCAUAUCCCGAUGGGGAUGCAAAAUUAGCAGCACUACCACCAUGUUUAGUGCUGCCGCCGGACAAAAAGGAAUGGACGAGGGAUGAACUGGCCGCCCAACUGAGACCAAUGUUCCUGGGUAGUGAUGAUGAUCCCACUAAUGCUCAUCUGAACCAACACUCUACACAUCCCGUUGACAUGAUUGUAACACAACUGCUGGACAGACAACGGGCGUCAUUAACUACAUCAUCCAGUGGUGCUCAAUUAGCUCCUAGGAGAUUAACGCCUGACAAUCAGGUGACUUCGACGACUGGAGGACAGCACUCCUCGUCAACGGGGUCAUCAGCCACCCGUGUAUAUUCCAGGCACACCCAUCCGACUCAAAAUCAACAACCAACACCUCUGGUACUGAGCUUGCAGCAGAUUCAGGGUGGAGGUGGUCUCUUGAUACUGAAUAGUCAGCCCUAUCACCAUCAGCAGCAGUCGCAGUCUCAGCAAGACAAGCAGGCUCAGUCGCAGGCUCAAAAUCAUCAGACCGAAAUACAAUCAGUCAAUGAACAGACAUCGGUGCAGCAGACGAGUGUUGAUCGUGAACAACAGACGCAGCAGGAUAUCGAUACUCAAGAUACCAUCGAAAGACCUGUGCUGCAAACGAUAGUAGCAACUGGAGGUGCAACAGACGUUACCGAAUUCGUCGAGACUCUCGACCUGAGUCAAGAAGACAUUCAGAGGACUCUGUCAGCGAACAUGAUGCCGUCCUCACCCUCACCAUCACCAGCUGAUAAUCAUAUAAUAAAUCCCAUGGAUUUCAUUGAUUCAUCUGACGAUGUGUUGGUCAAUCUGGAUGCUUUCGAUGUUUUCGGUGAUUUGCCGGAGCUCCACGAUUUUGAGACUGAACAUAUAAAAACCGAAAACCGAAGUGCUUCAUCACAGAAUGACAAUGCUCGCCCUCCUGGAGCAACAGUCCAUAUUGCUGAAUACAGUCCUGAGUGGAGUUACACCGAAGGCGGGGUCAAGGUAUUAGUAGCAGGACCGUGGACCGGCGGAGGAAGUUCACAGUCGUAUUCGGUUCUGUUUGACACAGAGCCUGUUGAAGCGUGUCUCGUCCAGCCCGGUGUGUUACGCUGCCGAUGUCCAGCCCAUGCACCUGGGAUAGCUUCCCUCCAAGUCGCAUGUGACGGGUUUGUUGUAUCUGAUAGUGUUGCCUUUGAGUACAGACGAGCACCCACAACCGAGCCGAGUCCUGAGAAAGCACUGUUGGAUCGCUUCGCGGAUGUUGAAUCACGAUUACAGGGUCCUGGUCCACGUUCACCAGUGGCACAUCUUGAGGAGCGAUUGGUAGCCUACUGUCAGGACGCUGUAAUUCGUCCUUGGCGAGCUGGUGCAGAGCCUCUCCAGUCAACGGGUCCAACGCUUCUUCAUCUGGCAGCUGGUCUCGGAUAUUCACGACUCGCCUGUGCUCUUCUGCACUGGCGUGCGGAAAAUCCGAGUAGUGUUCUCGAUGCGGAAGUGGACGCUCUUCGCCAGGACAACGCUGGCAUGACGCCGCUGGCAUGGGCUUGUGGUGCAGGACAUGCCGAUACUGCACGCAUCCUCUACAGGUGGAACGCGAUGGCAUUGUGUGUGAAGGAUCGCCAGAACAGGAGCGCUACGGAAAUUGCAGCGGAGAAUGGUCACUCAGUCAUAACUGAGGAGCUGAAUCGUUUGGAGGCAAGACGGCAGGAUGAACGUCUUUUCUUGAGACCAGCGAGUCCGAGUCCACGAAGACCUUCCCAGGACAGCGGUCUCGAUUUGACAUCAUGUGGUUCCCUGCUGCUGGACAAUAUGGAAUUUUCCCAAGAAGAUGACUCAUCCGUAGGAAUUGGUUCACAGCAAAUGGAGAGUACUUCAAGCUCCCAAUCAUCCGUAGGGGAGGAAGAUGUACGAGUGUUGACAUUAGCCGAACAAAUAAUCGCCGCUCUUCCAGAAAGGAUUAAGAAGGAGAAAGUUAAUCGAAGCACAUCUUUGCCGCCUCCCUCGCCCACCCCGUUGGCGCUUCUUGAGGACCCUCUGACAGAGCCAAUGCCUCUCAACUCCAGUGAAUUAUUCGACUGCUACCGAGAAUGCAGUGGUGGUGCUGCAUCAAUCUCCGACGCUGACGCUGAAGCGAGCCCAUCAAGCCCUUCAAGCAGUUGCUUAACCCCGGAUUCACCUUCUCCAUCUCCGACAACAUCCGACUUCUGUGAAUUUUUGCAAAUGCAACUGCAGCUGGAUAAUGGACGUGGUUCCACUCAUAAUUUUCAUCAUGUGGAUGGACCGAUGGGAUCGGGCAUUUACAGUAGACCGGGUAGUCAUGCCAGUGACAGCAGUGAAACGGAUCUCAGUAGAUUAACGUUGUCCGAUCGUGAACAGAGGGAGCUUUAUCAAGCUGCUCAGAUGAUCCAGAAGGCGUACAGGAGUUACAAGGGAAGACAACGUCAAGAGGAAGCCGAACGACAUGCGGCCAUUCUCAUACAACAGUACUAUCGCCGUCACAAACAAUACGCAUACCACAGACAAGCUAACAAAGCAGCGCUCGUCAUUCAGAGUAAUUACCGCAAUUACCGAGCUCGUCCGAGUUUCAAAAGCACAAGACAACAAUCCGUUCAUCAACAGGCGGCCCAUCAGGCCGCGAGGAAGAUUCAGCAAUUCAUGCGGCAAUCUAAAAUCAAACAUAUCUUCCUCAUUUCAAAAUGCAGCUUGUCCUUGGAUGAUACACGACCGGCUGCAGAGCGCCAGGGUCGUCGCAAGAGGGAACGUGAAGCUGCCAGUGCGACCUUUACAAAUGGCUGUUGUCCACCGAAACUAGCCCUGAUUUAGCUGAGAAGUUAAUUGAGCCGCCAUCGCUUCUUGGUCUAAAAGCAAUAUUCUUGGUUGCUGAUCAAUUUGAAUCCAACUAGAGUGACCAAAUUGCGAGGUGGAACUUGUGACCGUCCAUCGUGCUGCCUCCCUGUCAACAUCUAGAGACUCAGCUAUUAGAGCUGAGUUUUCUCGUUUCAUCGAACGAUUUGUUAAUGAAAAUAUGAUGUAGAGAGAGUGGGUUACGAAUUUUACUGGAUUGUACCGAGUACAUAUUUUUGAUUUUCUUGAGAGGUGCAUAGUUGACAUUGAGCUGCGAACAACCCCCGAAGAGUAGCAGGAAAUAUAGGUGGAGGCUGGAAAUUGAAACCAAAUUGGGCCCCGUUAGUGAUUCAGAAAAUAUAUUUAGAGUGACGUUUCCUUCUUGGUUGAAAGAUUUAGAGGUAAAAAGAAGUAAAAAAUAGGAUGUCAAGACCACAAAACAGAGCUACAUAGACAGACUGACCCAGACAAGCACAGACGUUACUGAACAAUUCGAAAAAAAAUUAACAUGCAAAAAAACUUCCAACGGAUAUCUUCACGCCCAUGCUAUUGUAAACAAAUUGAAUUAUCUGGAAAAAAGCGCUAAGUCGACAAGAAAAUCAAAAGACACCAUAUGUAAGGCAUUUGUAAGAAACAUUCUCAUAGAAAUUUCAAUAGGUGUGAUUGUUUUGUUGAUAAUGCUAGAGUGUUUUUUACUGUUUUUUCCUAAUAAUUCCGUCGAGAUGGUGCUAUUAAGGUUCUCUGUCAUUUAACGUGAGAAUGCGUCUUUCAUAGCCCAUCAUAAACCGGCAGUUUCCAAUUCCUGUUUUGUUAACUUGGGAGGCACCACUCAAAAUGCAAAAUGUUAUCGAGAAAAGUUGAUCUCUACAUGAAAGCUUAUUGAUUUAACAUAAAAGAAUUGGCCACCGGGACUUCCAUUAGUCACUUGGGGAAUGAAAAUGGGGGCUGUUUACGGCUUUCGCACUGACCGACGCCGAGGACCGUCGGCAAAUUCGGUUACUGAGGAAUGCCACCUUCCGCUCCACUUGGAGUGGAAUUUUUUUUUAAUAAAGUUGGGCCAAGUUUCCAGAGACUGGCAGUCAGCUACCACAAAAAUUGAUAUUGAUGACUCCACAUUUCCCCGUUAUAAAAUUGGUUAUGCGAACAUAGCAGCAAAGAACACCCCGAUGUGGACUUGAUGCCGAUUCUUCCUUGGAAGAAAAAUUUCUUCAAAUAAAAGUCUUAUCUAAUAUAUUUGACACAUACUGCAAUAUUAUUAAGUCUUAUAUUUGCAAGCACGGCGUCGAAUAAUGCAAUAUACUUGAAACUUCUUCUCUUCUCAUUUUAUCUCUAAUUCUAGAUAUUUCCUAGAAAUUUUUUCUGAAAUUUUUAAUCAAACUGUUUAAUAUUCGUUAUUGCUGAGUUGAUUUGUUAUACGGACUAAGAAUAAUAAAGUGAAAUCAAAUUUCUGAUACUGUCUAGUUUAGGGAAAUGCCCGCAAUGAUAUCGACAUAUCAUUUAGUCAGCCUUUUUUCAUAGAGUUCUUUUCAUCGAUCAGAAUGUCGUAAGGAAAUGAAUCUAAUCGUACCGGCGCAUUCUUUUCAAAACGCCGGCCAGGAAUGAGAUUCCAAAGAUGUACAUAUUUAGUGAAUACCAUUAGAGCACUUUUAUCGCAUCAGUUUUUCAUUAAUUUAUGGAUUCAAUACUCAGACUUCUAGUCCAGGUACCAAUCGACCUAGACUUAUUGAGCAAUCAAUUAUCCAAUAAUUCCAGAUUCAAAAAAUAGCGUUAACUAAUUGACUAUGUAACUCAGAAAGGUGGGACGUCUUUUCAAUGACAUUCAACAGAAAUUUUGGAUUACGGUAUUUUAACUGAUCAGCUUAAUUUACGACAGAUGGAUUUAUUAUUUAAAAUGAGCGCAUUUUAAAGAAUGAGUUGACAUUUCUCAAGUCAGCUUUUUCAAUGCGAGAGAAUAACGUCCUUGACACAAGCUUCAAUAAAAUUGUUCAAUAUCUGCUAUAUAAUGAUAAGAUUGUUAUAAACAUUUCCAAAUGAUGUGUUAAAAUUUUCCGAAACUCUACGGUAAAUGUAAUUUAAAAAUUUGGGAGAAGUGCAGUGAUCUUCAACGUAUUAUUGAUAAUUAACAUCGUCGAAAGGUGUAAUUUCUUUUCUAUUAACAAUAAUAUGAGAAUAAUAUUCAGUAUUAAUAAUUUAUUCAAUAAUAUUUUCUUAAGAACCAUCUAUAGGCAUUGAUUUCUCAAAAAUUAAAUCUAUCUGUGGUCUAUUUAAUUUUUAACACCUCAACUGUGGCGAGAUCCUAUAAGUCAAAAAUGUCAGUUGAAAAGACGUAUCAACAUCGAAAUGUUUUUCAAACUUUCUUUUAAAAGUUAUUCUAUUCUCCCAGGACAAUGAUUACAAUCGCUGUCAUAGUCUUUAUAUCGAAACAUAAACUGAAACUCUUGUGCGUUGGUGAUAGAAGAAAAUCUAUUGCUACAUAAUGUGAUAAUUCCAUGGUGAUUAAAGAAAGUAUUUCCGAUGCUUUGCAGAUAUAAGAACAAAGAACAAAAUUCAAAAUAAAAAUGAUACAGGUACGCAGACCCGAUCUGUCAGAGGGGCUCAGUAUUUUCGAAUGAAAAAAAAAAACAGAUAACCCGGAAAGAAUAGAAUUCCAACGAUGCGAAUAGGCGAGGUGGUGUCACCGAUAAAAAAAGAUUUAGUUGUUAAGCUCACACGCUCAAUCCCUUCAGUUCCAUCAUUACGGAAUAUCAAGAUAUCCGAUGAUCUUGAUAGUUGCGUAUUAAUUGUAGAUAUUGGAUUAAUUGGAUAAGCGUUACGAUAGUGAUAAUUCAAAAAUUGCAUUAUGUAAAAGGAAUAUGUAUAUACAGAGAAGAUAUACACAUGAGUCAAUUCCAACAAACAUUUUCAUGCAUUAAGCUUAUAAAAAAGGGUAUCAGUGCUUAAUUGAAAUUAAAUUAAUGAAGAUGAGGCAGAAAAUAUUAAAUUUUUCAAUCAGUAAAAUUUAACUAUAAAUUAAUUAACAAUCUCAUCUCAACCUAUUAAGGAAGAGUCAAUGAGAUUCCAAUAUAUUGUAUACAAACAAGUAUAAUAUAUUGAGUAUUUUUGCUCUUUAUACAUUCCAGUGAUUUACUCAUUGAAAUUUAGUAAUCUGAGAGGUAUGCGCUCUGUUAAUAGAACAAGUACAUUAUUUCAGGAAAGUUAAUCGUACGCUUUUGCCUAUGCAGGGAAAAAGUUCUACGAAUUUUCAGAUUUUACAUAAAAAUUAAUUCUUAAAAAAAAUGAAUACUCAAACGUUACUCAACGAGAUUUAUAGCCACUUCUAAGCGAAUCCGAAAUAGCUCCUACGAGUAUCUACUCAUAAUUUUUGAAGUUUAAUGAUUCAUUAAAAAGUCAUAAUGUCGUACGUCUUCUAGCCAUCUCAAUCUACGACCGAUGAGACUAAUUUAUUUAUAUCUUUGAAUCACACUCCAAUUGAAAAUUCGAGAUAAUCGAAGGAAAAAUAACCAUAAAUUAACCACGAUAGAAAGAAAAAAUGAGAAUUUAACCGCAUAGACGCUUCGAUGAUGACAACUUGAAGACGUAAUUUUAAUCAAAUGAAUCCUCACAGAGAAAAGUCAUGAUUAGUACAAGAAAUAAAUAACGGGGAAAAAAAUGUUUUUAAAUCUUAAAUAAUGAAGCCAAAGCAUGGCCUACUUGCUGCCCCUUAAAUUAGCUUCGAAUAAUCAACUUUAACUUCUUUAAUAUUGAGAGUCACAAAAAAAUUACAAGACAUCGAUAAAAUGAGAGCGUCAGGCAAUUUUACCGAUAGUUAAUGCAAACCGAAGGUAUAAAUACUUUAACUUCAAACUCGUUUAUUUUAUUAGUGAUUCAAUUUUACGACUUCGCGGCAAUAACCAUGAUUCAGAUAGAGUCUUUCAAUGAUAUUCCGAUAUCUUUCUUCUAUCGCUCUUCUAGGAUUCGUAACAGGCAAUAAAAUACAUGAAAUGGUUUUGUUCAUUUUUUCAAUGAAUUGUCACUUUCCAAUAAACAAUAACCUGAUUGAAUGAAUUUCUGAGAUUUUCUCAUUUAAAAUUGUGCAAUCAUUUUCGUUCUGGAAAAAGUUCAGAACGUUUAAGAAAAAGUAUGGGACGUUCAGUGAAAAAAUAUGGAACUGUUCUGUAAUUUUUUACUGAAUAUUGUUUUGGUUGACAAAUUACAGAACAGACACGUAGUUUUUCGAAAUUUUUCGAAAUUUUUUCCGUCCCUGUGCAAUUCCAUCGAAUCAAAAUACAUAAAAAACUCGUGGGAAUGACUAAUCGAUUGAAAUUUCAAGGUCAUUCAUGACAUUAUUAUUUUUGAUCAAUUCGUUCUGAAAAUUCUAUGAUAUCUUUUUUAAUUAAAAAUGAAAUACCCAUAUUUUAUUAGAAAGUGUCAAAAUAAUGAAUCAUUUUGAACGAAAAGAUUGAAAUAUACUACAUGACAUGCCUGUACGAAUUUAGCCACAAAGAUGUCGCACUUUAUCACUUUUGUCCUCUUUGCUUGUUAGAAAGAAGACUAAAAUGCUCCAUUUUCUUAUAGUACUUCAACUCGCAUAAGAGAGGAUCGAUAAAGCAUAGCAAAAAAAUACGAGAAGCGACAAAAAAAAAUAAUGGAAUAAUGAUGUUAACUAAUGAAUGAAUAUACCUCUGUUUAUCAUUUUAUCAAUAUCGUUCAACGAAUAUUGUAAAUAACGAAACAAUUUUAUCUAUUCCCGAUUUUGAGGGAGACGGAUGGUAGUAUUAAUUACCUCACAGUGUCGUCCAAACGGAGAUGAUGAUUUUCAAUUAUAAUCAUUAUCCGUCUUCUUCUUCAUUGUUACUCCAAUUCAUCAUUGCAUUUAAUAAAUUAUAUAUUUAUUGA